This is a messenger RNA of Closterium sp. NIES-65, 1107 nucleotides long. The record is from the annotation of a GenBank genome assembly. NCBI's taxonomy places the organism in Eukaryota, Viridiplantae, Streptophyta, Zygnematophyceae, Desmidiales, Closteriaceae.
AUGUGGUGGGGCGCGUGCGCGCUGGUGAUGGGAUUCGCCGUGCUGGUGCGCCUCUGCACCGGACUGCACCCCUACUCGGGCGCCCCACAAACAGUUCCACGCUCUUUCCUCUUCGUGGCACCCGCUCUGCUCUGCUUUGCUUUUGCCUUGCCUUGCCAGGCCACCCUUUCUCCUCCCCUCUCCACCCCAUUUUCCAAAUCUCAACUUCCUCAGGCACCCCCGUCUCCCUCCUGCCCCUCGCCACAACCCAGCCCUCCUCUCCCUCGUAAUCCUCGUCCCCACUUUUAUCCCGCCCACUCUUCUCCCCUCGCGCCAGUUGAUCGCAUGCACACCCCUCCAAAGUACGGCGACUACGAGGCGCAGCGGCACUGGAUGGAGAUCACGCUGCACCUGCCGCCCACUCUCUGGUACCGCAACUCCACCAGCAACGACCUCGCCUGGUGGGGGCUGGACUACCCUCCGCUCACCGCGUGGCAGAGCCGCAUGCACGGAUGGGUGAUGCACCGCCUGUGCCCUAAUGGUGUUGCCCUGGGGUCUUCGCGGGGAUAUGAGUCGGAUUACAGCAGCAAGGCACUGCUGCGUUGGACGGGGCUCUCCACAGACCUCCUCGUCGCCAUGACAACUGAGUUCACUCAAAGGCUGUCUCUCUUCCCCACUCCCCCAUUCCCCCCCUUAUUCCCCCACUCCCCCACUCCCCCACUCCGCACCUCCCCGCAUCCCGCCCUUUUCUCCAUGCUCACCCUACACCCUACCAUUAGCAAAACACUGCUGCGCUGGACAGUGCUCUCCACGGACCUGCUCAUCUCAACUUUUCAGUUGACCCUAAAGUUUCGCCUCUCUCUCUCCUACCACCCCACCCACCACGCCCACGCCCCACACCUCCCCAACAGCAAAACGCUGCUGCGCUGGACGGUGCUCUCCACGGACUUGCUCGUCUUCUUCCCUGCCGCCCUCGCCUUCGUCUGCUCGCCCUUCCUGCGCCGCCUCUCCCCCGCAGCCUCUCGCCCCGCAUCCCACCACCUGUGGUUGCUGGCCAUGCUGCUGCUGCAGUCGGGACUCCUACUCAUCGACCACGGGCACUUCCAGGUAUGCUGCGCUAACUUUUGA